Striga asiatica is the source of this 1128-nucleotide messenger RNA. The record is from the annotation of a GenBank genome assembly. NCBI's taxonomy places the organism in Eukaryota, Viridiplantae, Streptophyta, Magnoliopsida, Lamiales, Orobanchaceae.
AUGAGUGUGAUUAGCCGGGUGGAGACUCUCCCUGCCAGGCUGUCGACGUUUGACCAGCCGUCUGAGGAUGUGAAGGACCUUCACGAGGUCUUGCCUUUGUUGGGCUCCGAGCUGAAAAAGGAUUAUGGUGAGAAGGUUUGUGAAAGCGAGGGUGGAAUUAGCGAGUUCUCUGUUAUGGAGAAGAGGGUAGAAGUGGAAACUGUUGUCCCGAAAGACGCGCAAUCGGAAAUUAGAGGGCUCAACUCUGAGGAGAAAGAGAAUGAUGAUGUGUGCUCAAAGGAAUCGCUAAUGAAGGAUCUGAAAACAACACUAAUUAGUUACGCCACAGAGCUAAAAACCAUACCUCCUGAGCUUAUAGCUUUCCAUGUUCAUGUACGUGGCAUCCAUUUCAAUGGCCGAGCAAAGCCUUGGCUUGAUAUUACAUUCCCAAAGCUUCAACAUUUGUGGACCAAACAUGUUGACUACCCUUAUAGGGCAUAUGAAGAAAAAGAACCAAUUUUUACCCACUUCUUCUGCUCCGCCGCCACCACGAAACUCGUCGUCCCCGUCAUCCAGCGGCAGCGCUACCCCCAUCUUCUCUACCAUGAACACCCUGUUCAUUUUCUGCUCCGCGUAGAUAGGCCACCCGAUCAUCGGCAUCCCGCACAUAACAACCUCCAAGAUGGAGCUCCUGCCGCAGUGGGUCACCAAUCCGGCCACCGCGUGUUCCAGCACCACUCUAUCACAGGUGAGAUGAGUGUGAUUCACCGGGUGGAGAGUCUCCCUGCCAGGCUGUCGACGUUUGACCAGUCGUCUGAGGACGUGAAGGACCUUCACGAAGUCUUGCCUUUGUCGGGCUCCGAGCUAGAAAAGGAUUAUGGUAAGUUGGCGAAGAAUAAUUUGGAGUCGGAUAAUUUUUGUUCAGAUGCUGCAGGUGAGAAGGUUUGUGAAAGCGAGGGUGGAAUUAGCGAGUUCUCUGUUGUGGAGAAGGGGGUAGAAGUGAAAACUGUUGUCCCGAAAGACGCGCAAUCGGAAAUUAGAGGGCUCGACUCUGAGGAGAAAGAGAAUGAUGAUGUGUGCUCAAAGGAAUCACCAAUGACGGAUCUGGAAACAUCACUAAUUAGUUACGCCACAGAGCUAGUCAACGAC